AUGGCUCAGACAACAGACAAAAAUAAAAGUAAUGAGAUCGGUGAUAAUAUUUCCGAUAUUUCUAAUAGAGACUCCGUACAGUCUGUAGUUGCUUCUACAUCAAUAGCCCCAGAUAGUGGUGAGGGUACAGUCACUGGUGAUACCACUAUAAGUAAUGAGAUAAAUAAAGAAAAUUUUCAUGUAGAAUCAAAUGAUACAGACACAGAUAAUCUCAAUAAAACUGAAUGUACCAAGGUUAGCGAUGUUUUAGAUGAUUCUGAGGAUAUAGAGUUACAGUGGGAUGAAGAUGAUGGUAACAAUACAACAGUAGAUACUGAUACUCACAAAACUGAUGAUGAAUUAGAAAAUAACCUUCUUGAAGAAACAGAACAGAAUAAUCAAGGCAGUUUAACGAAAUUAGUAAAAGAGACUAAACUUACUUUAGAGGAUAAACUUUUACAAGAACUUAUAACUUCUGCAGAAAACUGUGAGAAUCGAGAACAGAAGACAACAGAAGUUCCGAUGGAAUUAAAUGAAGAUGAAUUACUUCAAGAAGAACAACUUAAAGAUUCAGAAGUUAUGAAUGUAGAUACAAGUGACAAAGAUUCUAAAAAACAAGAAGAAUAUUUAAAGGAAAACACUUUAGAUGUCAGUAUUGUAACGCAAGAAGAAAAUAAAUUUACUAAAAUAAUAGAAAAAUUGAAUAGUGAUGAUGAUAGCCAGCAUGAUCUAUCAAUGGAGGUUGAUGAUGAUGCUUCUGUAGAAGAUUCUACAUUACAAAAAAAAAUUGGUUACGGUCUCAACCAACCAGAUGUUAUGAUAGAAAUACCUACACAAGAGACAAUUGACAUUAAUGAUUUUCCUGAUAGUCCUAUUGAUGAUGGAAUUGAUGACAGUAUGGAGAAGAUGCACAAUAUGAGUGAAGAAGAAGUGGCAGCUCCUUCAGUUGAGAAACCCAAACCAUCUACAUCAACAGUCAUCCCUAAAAUGACCCCUGACACCUGUAAUGAAUCACAAGAAGUAACAGACUGUCUAGGCCUACUAUCAGAGUCGUUUAGAGUAAUGGAUGAGGAUGAGGAUCAAGAUGACGAUGAUGGUGAUGCAGAUGAUGAUGAUGAUGAUUUUGAUCAAGAUGAAAGUAGCAAUCAAAUGACAGCCGAACACUCCGAAGACUCUAGUGCACAACACUCUGAGAAUGAACCAGCAAGAGGGGGUGUAGAACGGGAAGAAGAAAACUUUGCUUUUGAUGAGGUAGACAUAGAUGAGGAUGGUAUUAAUGGAGAGCUAAGAAGAGACAUCAAGCAGGAAAUAGAAGGCAAUGAUAGUGAAAACAGGAUGCCCUUAAUAUCAGGUCUAAAACAUGCGAGAAAAACAUCCGAAAUAAAGAAAGAAAAAAGUGAAAACGAUGGAUCAACAUCUGUAACAAAAGAAAAAGAUGGUACAAGUAAACCCCAGGAGAAUAUAAAGAAAGAAAAAGAUGAUAACAUUUUAUCAACCUGUGUCCAAAAAGAAAAUGUCAGUACAAGUGUAUCACAAGGUAAUUUAGAGAUGGCAGUAGAAGACAAUGUUAUAUCAACAUGUGUAACAGAGGAUAAAGAAAGUACAAGGAAAUCCCAAGGCAAUGUAAUGAAAGAAAAAGAAGACAGCAUCAUAUCAAUAUGUGUUACAAAAGAAAAAGAAGCCAUAAUGGUAUCGCAAGAUAACAUGAAUAAUAAAAAUGAAGAAGCAAUCCCAUCGAAAGAAGCGACAGAAAAAUCGCAAGGGGACACUAUUCAUUCGGAAAACGAUGCUGUCCAACUCGAAAGCGCUGUUCAAUCUAUAGAUCCGGUAAAUAAAGAAAAAGAAGAUGGAACCCCAUUCGGAGUUAAAAUAAAGAUAGAGAAAGAAGAUUUCACAAAACCAAGAAGUACCAUUGUUGCAACACAAAUAGAGACGAAAUAUAUUGAAACCCAAAUUAAUGAUGAUGUCAUCGAACAAGUAAUUGAAAUAGAAACGGUGAAGAUAUCAGAUGAUGAAGAUGAUGAACCACCAAAGGAAACUCAAGAAAAUUUACAGCAGAAAACUGAUAUGACGGCACUGUUAGAAAAACCAUUACAGAGAACAACAGCUUUAGAGAAAAAUACGUUAGUGGAGGAGGUGAUAGCAUUAGAGAAGACCACAGAACUAGAGAAGUCCACAGAGACGACCGCAGCAUCAGAGACUACCGCAUCACAAGAAACUACCGCUGUACAAGAGACUACCGCAGCACCAAAGACUAUCGCAGCACAAGAAACUACCGCGGUAUCAGAGACUACCGCAGCACCAGAGACUACCGCAGCACCAGAGACUACCGCAGGACCAGAGACUACCGCAGCAAUAGAGAAACCACUAGAGAUGGAGAAGACAACAGAACCAGAUGAUGUUACGAUUAAUCUUACACCAAAUGAGACUGAUACUGAAGAGUCACAUCCACCUGAUGGCAUUACAACGUCACCCAAAUCCCCCCGGGUGAAGAACUUGACCGUCUCCACUCUACUUAACACAAACAUUAUUAGUGUUGUAGAAUUGGAGGAGAGCUCUUCGGAGGAGGAUAUUCAGGAAGUAAGCAAAGAAAACCCACCAGAACAUUCAAUAUCCCAGCUACAGAAACUACUGGACUCAUCAUUCAAACCUCCCCCACUGACGUCCAUGACCACAGUCAACAUACCUACUGGAAUUGAUAUCAUGUCAACUUCCGGUGCAGGCGAAAAUAAGACACAAAUCGUCACUAAAGAAGGAGAAGUUGUCAUAAGUGGUGUACCGAAACGUCCCCCUCAGAAAACUGCAAGACUGAAUACUAGUGAAGUAACGAUCAAGACAGCCAGUAGUUCAGAGCAGUCCUUGGUCAUACCAGAAGCGAAGGCACAGGAACAGAGUAUACCACCGGCCCCUACAAGACCAAAAUUGAGUUUGGAGAUAUUUAGUUUAGAUUCUGAUGAAGAGGAAACUCCUGCUAAAGAAUCGGAAAAACUAAAGAAAAAAACGAAGAAAUGCGUCAAUAGCGCUUGCUCCAGUGGGUCAACAGCGCUUGAAGCGGCUGACAUCGCUACCGCUGAGUAUUACGACGCGGCUAGAAAAAAAAGGCCCCUUGUAUGUCAGCCUUGUGCUGAUGCUGUACUCGUCAGGAAACAGAAACUAAUGGCGGGCAUCAAGAACUUGACUCCGUUGUUGAAGCUAGACAGUAGCAGUAGUUCGCAAGACCUGGUGGAGAUCUCGGAUUCGGAGUCGGAAGGUGAAGAUUCAGAGCCUCAGGAGCAGCAGCCAAUGGACACUAUUGGGGAGGAGGCGGCCAAAUUCUUAGAAGAAAAUCUGGCGGAGGUACUGAACGAAACGUGGAAGAAAUAUAAAUUAGACGACAGGUUGAAAGAGACGCAGGAUGAAAUCAAUUCUGAAAUAUUGAAAUUAGAGCAAGAGAGCAAAGAAAUAAACCAAAUGCUAGAGGACUGUCAGCGGGUCACGGACAAGCUCCGUUCAGACUUGUAUGCCACCUUCGAGCACCGCAAAGUGGAGAUACCAUCUCUACUCAUAUAUGAGACACCAGAAUUUACUUACAUGGGACCGGACACCGAAAAUGCUAUACCGGCAGCGGUAAUUAACCAAUCACGGUUGAGCGCCAAACGCAAGUUGCUCACAAACAACGAGGUUCCCGCGAAACGCCCUGCCAUACCGUUAGGCUAUACACCCUUGGAAAGUUCUAAACCGAAAGUUCAGGAAAACAAAGCGGACGACGAUAAAGACAUAUCGGUGGUGAAGCUAUCAGCGGAGUCAGCUCCAGCAGAUCUCCCACCCCCCGGAGAGCUGAGCCGGCCUCCCCUCCGCGUGGGAAUGGCGGUCUAUGCCAUGAAGAAUGCCUUUGGACCCUGGUUCAAAGGCAAGGUGAUCGAGAUUACGCCGAAGAACGGCACUGCUAUACCAUUCACAAUGUGUAGAAUUAAAUUCGACCAUAAACUGAAAAACAAUGGCAAGAUCUUACCGGCGAGAUGUAUAGCGUAUGCUGAACCCGCUGAAGUCCGAAUGACCAUCGGUACGCGUCUUAUAGCGCUGUUUAAAGACGCGAAUAAGCGCGAGUCCUAUUAUUCCGGAGUCGUUGCCGAGAUUCCAAACCCGGUCAACAAUUAUAGAUAUUUAGUAUUCUUCGAUGACGGUUACGCUCAGUACGUGAGCCACGCCCACACUCGUCUAGUCUGUGAGUGCUCCAAUUUGGUGUGGGAGGAAGUGCACCCGUUGUCGCGGGAAUUCGUACGGGAAUAUCUCAUGGCGUACCCUGAAAGGCCUAUGGUGAGGCUCCAUGAGGGACAGCAUCUGAAGACUGAAUGGGAUGGCAAGUGGUGGUCUUCGCGCGUGGCGCGCGUGGACGCGUCACUGGCGCAGGUGGUGUUCCUGGGCGACGGGCGGCGCGAGUGGGUGUACCGCGGCUCCACGCGCCUGGCGCCGCUCUACCUGGAGCUGCGCGCCGCCGAGCGCCACCGCCCGCGCCCCAUGCCGCGCAGCACGCAGCCGCGGGGGGGGGGACCUGGGGACCUGGCGCCGCUCUACCUGGAGCUGCGCGCCGCCGAGCGCCACCGCCCGCGCCCCAUGCCGCGCAGCACGCAGCCGCGGGGGGGGGGGACCUGGGGACCUGGCGCCGCUCUACCUGGAGCUGCGCGCCGCCGAGCGCCACCGCCCGCGCCCCAUGCCGCGCAGCACGCAGCCGCGGGUGAGUGGCUUGUGUGUUAUAUAGGGGGGGGGACCUGGGGACCUGGCGCCGCUCUACCUGGAGCUGCGCGCCGCCGAGCGCCACCGCCCGCGCCCCAUGCCGCGCAGCACGCAGCCGCGGGUGAGUGGCUUGUGUGUUAUAUAGGGGGGGGGACCUGGGGACCUGGCGCCGCUCUACCUGGAGCUGCGCGCCGCCGAGCGCCACCGCCCGCGCCCCAUGCCGCGCAGCACGCAGCCGCGGGUGAGUGGCUUGUGUGUUAUAUAGGGGGGGGGGGGACCUGGGGACCUGGCGCCGCUCUACCUGGAGCUGCGCGCCGCCGAGCGCCACCGCCCGCGCCCCAUGCCGCGCAGCACGCAGCCGCGGGUGAGUGGCUUUCCAAUCUGCUGCCCUACGUGGAAUACACUCGCUCUGUGGAACAGCCAACCAAUAAAGCACAAGAAACACAACCCGUUCCUGUUGCCCUAACUACACAGCAGCAGACCGAGGAAAUCCGUCGUCAGCGCGCUGUGGCCAAGAAAUCCACCACCACGGCCGCGUUGUCCGCUGCCUCGAUCGGACCAACUCCAUUCGGGCCGCCCCUGUCCGGCUCCGGCCCUGGAGGCAGCACCGCCCCACUCGACUCUGACAACAGCAGAGUUGUUUACUACACGCCGAAAAACGCAGUUCGUCCAUACAAGUUGGUCCCUCACACGUGCUCUCCUGCCUGUAAGCGUAGCGACGUCCUCUCCCUCAAGGAGCUGAGGACUUACAACCCUCUGGCUAAACCCCUCCUCAGUGGCUGGGAAAGGCAGAUAGUCCGCUACAAGGGUCAGCGCGAGGUGAUGUACCGCGCGCCGUGCGGGCGGCGCCUGCGCUCCAUGCGCGAGCUGCACCGCUACCUGCGCGCCACCGACAGCGAGCUGCCCGUCGACCUGUUCGACUUCUACCACGCCACGCACUGCCUCGCCGAGUUCGUGCUGCACAAGUGCCUCGUCGGGAAGAAGGAUCUGUCUCACGGCAAGGAGAACGUACCAGUACCCUGCGUUAAUUGCUACGAUGAAUCUCUGCCGGAGUUCUGUUCGUACAACACGGAGCGGACCCCCACUUCUGGGGUCCCCCUCAACUUGGACCCCGACUUUCUAUGCGGAUGUGAUUGUACUGAUGACUGUGAGGACAAAACCAAAUGCGCGUGUUGGAAGAUGACCUUGGAAGGUGCUCGCACAAUCGGCCUCGAGGGGAUCAACGUGGGUUACGAGUACAAACGGCUGCCCGAACCUCUGCCAUCAGGGAUUUAUGAGUGCAACUCUAGGUGUAAAUGCAAACAGACCUGUCUAAAUCGAGUCGCACAACACCCGUUGCAGUUGAAAUUACAGGUGUUCAAGACGCUGAACCGCGGCUGGGGCAUCCGCGCUCUGAACGAUGUACCGAAGGGGGCGUUCCUGUGCGUGUACGCGGGCAAUUUGCUCACCGACGCCACUGCUAACUUGGAUGGACUCAACGAAGGUGAUGAGUAUCUGGCCGAAUUGGACUACAUCGAGGUGGUGGAACAGAUGAAGGAAGGCUACGAGGAAGACAUUCCUGAUGCUGACAAGAAACUUGACAAGAAAGACAGUAUUAAACCAGAGGACUCCGAAGAAGAACCGCCAUCAUCGUCAGAAGAUGAUGAAAAUGCCUCAAAGACUGAUAAAGAAGAUGAUGAUUUCAAGCCAGGGUACGUCGCAUUGGGUGUGUCGGACUUCAGCAAAAGUCUGCGCAAACGCUCUAAGAUCAAGAAGGAAACGGGAGCUAAAGAAGAAGAGGAAAAAGAGAAGGAGAGCAAAGGAGGGGAUCCUGAAGAGGAUUGCAUCACCAUUAGUGAUGACGACGAAGUUCGCGAACCGUCGAGAUUUACUGCGAAUCCUGGCAUGGCUGGCAACGACUUUGUAUCUAAAUAUAGAUCUGUCCGUACAUUGUUCGGUGAGGAUGAGGCGUGCUAUAUCAUGGACGCUAAAGUUCAGGGCAAUAUUGGACGUUAUCUUAAUCACUCGUGCUCCCCCAACGUGUUCGUUCAGAACGUGUUCGUGGACACGCACGACCCUCGGUUCCCGUGGGUCGCCUUCUUCGCCCUCUCGCACGUGAGGGCCGGCACGGAGCUCACCUGGAACUACAACUACGACGUCGGCUCCGUACCCGGCAAGAUCUUAUACUGCUACUGCGAAGCACCGAACUGUAGGGGACGGCUAUUGUAA
This is a messenger RNA of Arctia plantaginis, 6900 nucleotides long. NCBI's taxonomy places the organism in Eukaryota, Metazoa, Arthropoda, Insecta, Lepidoptera, Erebidae. The record is from the annotation of a GenBank genome assembly.